CGACGCAAACGCACGAAUGAAUCGCGAAUCGCGCGUUUCAACAAGAAAAUCCAAAAAACCAUUUGAAAUAUAUAAAGAAAAAUUAAAUAUAUACACCACAUAGAAAGUGAGAGAGUGAGAACGAGAGAGUGGAAGAGAGAGAGCGACGGAAAAUUGAAAUCGUGUUGGGUCUGGAAGUUCAUUGGCAAAUUGGAAUACUCGAUAUUAUUAUCAUUAAUAGCAACAGUUGGAAUAGUUUUUGUAUCGUCGCGACGUAAACAAAAGCUGAAUAAUUAGCUUACAUACGAGAGAUUUGAAUGCAAAAAGAUUGCGAUCAACAUCGAUCAAUCGCAAUAGUACAAUAAAAAUCUCAAAUCGCUUUUCAAGUGUUUCACGUUCCCAUAAGACUUUUCUAAUUGUGUUCAAAAAUGGAAGAGACUCCAUCACUAUUGAAGCGCGCCAGCACCGAUAAACUGCGUGAAGUCUUCCAGAAGUACGCGUCAAUUCAAAAGGAUGGCGAACAGUACAUGACCAGUGAGGAUUUCGUGCGCAAGUUCCUGGGUCUGUUCACAGAGGCGGCUUUCAAUGAUGAAUCUGUUCGCUUGUUGGCCGGCAUUGCAGAUACGAGCAAAGAUGGUCUCAUAUCAUUCUCGGAGUUUCAGGCAUUUGAGGGUUUGCUCUGCGCCCCCGAUGCUCUCUAUAGAACUGCCUUUCAACUGUUCGAUCGCCAAGGCAAUGGCAAUGUCUCAUAUGCUGACUUUGCUGAUGUUGUACAAAAAACCGAACUGCACUCAAAGAUACCUUUUAGCUUAGAUGGUACAUUUAUUAAGCGAUACUUUGGUGAGAAAAAGCAACGCCUUAUCAACUAUGCUGAAUUUACGCAAUUGCUGCAUGAUUUUCAUGAGGAGCACGCAAUGGAGGCAUUCCGCAGCAAGGAUCCAGCUGGCACUGGAUUCAUUUCCCCCUUAGACUUUCAGGACAUAAUCGUUAAGGUUAAGCGGCAUUUACUCACCGCCGAUGUCAAGGAUAACUUGGUGGCGGUCACGGAGGGUCAUCGAGUGAGCUUCCCGUAUUUCAUAGCAUUUACCUCGCUGCUGAACAACAUGGAGCUGAUCAAGCAGAUCUAUCUGUAUGCCACCAAAGGCAGUCGCACUGAGACGGUCACCAAGAACGAGCUGCUCUAUGCGGCACAGACCAUGAGUCAGAUUACUCCACUAGAGAUCGAUAUUCUCUUUCAGUUGACGGGCGCCGUCAAUCAACCAGGCCGCAUCGACUACAGCGACCUGAGCAACAUUGCACCCGAGCAUUAUACGAAACAUAUCACUCACCGACUGGCCGAGAUCAAGGCUGUCGACAGUCCAAGCGAUCGUUCGGCCUUGAUUCAGGUGCUCGAAGCCACCUAUCGCUUUACCUUGGCCUCCUUUGCGGGCGCUACUGGCGCCACUGUGGUCUAUCCCAUUGAUCUGGUCAAGACACGCAUGCAGAAUCAACGCACAGGCUCCAUGAUUGGCGAAGUUGCCUACAGAAACUCCUGGGAUUGCUUUAAGAAGGUCAUUCGUCAUGAAGGCGUGCUCGGUCUCUAUCGUGGUCUGUUGCCCCAGCUCAUGGGCGUGGCACCCGAGAAGGCCAUCAAGCUGACAGUGAAUGAUUUUGUGCGCGACAAGUUCACGGAUAAGCGCAGCAACAUUCCCGUCUGGGGUGAGGUUAUUGCCGGUGGUUGUGGUGGCGCUGCGCAGGUGAUCUUUACCAAUCCGCUGGAGAUAGUCAAGAUUCGUCUGCAGGUGGCGGGUGAAAUUGCUGGUGGCUCGAAGAUAAGUGCCUUAUCCGUGGUGCGUGAGCUGGGCUUCUUUGGUCUCUACAAGGGAGCCAAGGCGUGUCUGCUGCGCGAUGUCAACUUCUCGGCCAUUUACUUUCCCACAUAUGCGCACAUCAAAGGCGCUUUUGCCGACAAGGAUGGCUAUAAUAGUCCAGUGUCUUUGUUGGCUGCUGGUGCCAUUGCUGGCAUACCAGCUGCUGCUUUAGUGACGCCAGCUGAUGUGAUCAAAACACGUCUGCAGGUUGCGGCACGUCAGGGACAGACGACGUACACGGGUCUGUGGGAUGCCACCAAGAAGAUUAUGGCCGAGGAGGGUCCGCGUGCAUUCUGGAAGGGCACAGCUGCUCGCGUUUGCCGCUCAUCGCCACAGUUUGGUGUCACUUUGUUCACCUACGAACUGCUGCAGCGUCUUUUCUACGUCGACUUUGGCGGCAAUCAACCCAAGGGAUCGCAGAGCGCCAAAUUGGCUGUGCCACUGGACAAUACGCUGGGCACAGCGCAACCGCGUGUCGAUCACAUUGGUGGCUAUAACGCAGCUGUUCCUCUACUCGCAGGCAUCGAGUCGAAGUUUGGACUGUAUCUGCCACGAUUUGGACGUGGAGCUGCUGCCACUGGCACAACGAUUGGAUCGGGGACUAGUUCAUGAUUGUAUUGGCGCCAUCGCCUGCAGUGCGCCAGUUAGGUCUAAAGUUGUACAGUUGUUAGCCAUAGAUAUGUAUAGAGAGAGAAGAUGCAUCUAGAAGAUGCGCAAUCUGUUCCACAUGUAAAUACAUAUAUCUUUUGCUAGAACACACAUUUACAUUGGCCCAAAAAAAAAACAAGAAACGAAAAGAGCGAGUAGUUCAGAGUAAUCAAAUCAGAUUCCCCAA
Drosophila albomicans is the source of this 2664-nucleotide messenger RNA. RefSeq names its product calcium-binding mitochondrial carrier protein Aralar1 (gene aralar1). Lineage: Eukaryota; Metazoa; Arthropoda; Insecta; Diptera; Drosophilidae. The transcript has 10 exons. The record is from RefSeq and is a predicted model, not a curated record. The coding region runs from base 408 to 2441 and encodes 677 amino acids. Gene Ontology annotation, biological process: malate-aspartate shuttle; aspartate transmembrane transport; L-glutamate transmembrane transport. Gene Ontology annotation, molecular function: L-aspartate transmembrane transporter activity; L-glutamate transmembrane transporter activity; calcium ion binding.